Molecule: messenger RNA, 435 nt
Organism: Exophiala xenobiotica
Lineage: Eukaryota; Fungi; Ascomycota; Eurotiomycetes; Chaetothyriales; Herpotrichiellaceae
Exons: 1
Coding region: 1-435 (144 amino acids)
Source: RefSeq, a predicted model, not a curated record
AUGGCCGAUCACCCCGAACUGCACGAGACCGGAGUUGCAGCCGACCAGACAGGCAGCAGCGAGCAUGAAAUUCACCAGCAAGAUACUUCCUCAGCGAAUCCGCGUUCUGCCUCACCCUCCAGCGGCCUAGAAGGGGCUUACGUCCCAGAUCUGGCGAGCCGCACAUACAACAUGACGCCUGGAAAUCUCGAGAACAAGAGCUCUGAGGCUGGAUCUCCACGGUCAUCUCUGUCGAAACGGUCAGAGGAGUUUUGUCCACUCGAUCUACCUCGCACAAAUCUGCCGCCCCCCCAAUUUGCAGCGGCAGUUCAAUCUUCCCUUGAUCCACAAGAGGGAACAAAAGAUAUCACUAUUGCGGUCUCGGAAGAAGGAGUCGGGUCAAGAGCUGAGCACCAAACUCGAGACAAUGAAUCGCAACGACGAAAGGAUAUUUAA